This is a messenger RNA of Babjeviella inositovora NRRL Y-12698, 1426 nucleotides long. RefSeq names its product proteasome regulatory particle lid subunit (gene RPN8). The coding region runs from base 9 to 995 and encodes 328 amino acids. Gene Ontology annotation, cellular component: proteasome complex; proteasome regulatory particle. Gene Ontology annotation, molecular function: protein binding; metallopeptidase activity. The record is from RefSeq and is a predicted model, not a curated record. Lineage: Eukaryota; Fungi; Ascomycota; Pichiomycetes; Serinales. Gene Ontology annotation, biological process: proteasome-mediated ubiquitin-dependent protein catabolic process. The transcript has a single exon.
CACACACAAUGCCAGCAGCUAGCGAAACCACCUUCUUAGAGAAAUCCGUCUCCGUGGCGCCAUUGGUGUUGUUAUCGGUGGUCGACCACUACAACAGAUCUGCGCAAAACACCAAGAAGCGAGUCUUGGGGGUGAUCCUCGGGGAUAACUCCGACCCAAACAACAUUCGGGUGGCCAACAGUUAUGCCAUUCCGUUCGAAGAAGACGAAAAGAGCCCGGAAGUGUGGUUUUUGGACCACAACUACAUCGAGUCCAUGGGCGAGAUGUUUAAAAAGAUUAAUGCGAAGGAAAAGUUCAUUGGGUGGUACCACUCAGGACCUAAGUUGCGGGCAUCCGAUUUGAAGAUUAACGAUUUGUUCAAGAAGUACACACCAAACCCAUUGUUGUUGAUUGUGGACGUCAAGACCAAAGACGUGGGGAUUCCUACUGACGCUUAUAUCGCCGUCGAGGAGAUCAAGGACGAUGGCACUAGCGCCGAGAAGACGUUUGUGCACAUUCCGUCGUUAAUCCAAGCCGAGGAGGCCGAGGAGAUCGGGGUGGAACACUUGUUGAGAGACAUCAGAGACCAGGCCGCCGGGAACUUGUCCAUCAGAAUCACCAACCAGUUGUCAUCGUUACAGGGCUUGCACCAGCGGUUGAGAGACAUAACUAGUUACCUUGAGAAGGUCUAUCAGAACGAUUUGCCGGUUAACCACGCCAUUUUGGGGAAGUUGCAGGACAUCUUCAAUUUGUUGCCGAACUUAGCGACCCCAAAAUCAGUGGAGAACGCCCAGGAGUUGCAUGAAAACACUCCGCUCGCCACCGCCUACACUGUCAAGACUAAUGACGAAUUGAUGAUGGUGUACAUCUCCACUCUCAUCAGAUCAAUCAUCGCGUUCCACGACUUGAUUGAGAACAAGAUUGAAAACAAGAAGCUGAACGAGGCCAGCAAGAAGGGCGAGGAGGAGGCCAUUGAGAAGGAGGAGGAAGCCGAAGAAGCCAAGGAUGAAAAGUAGAAGUUAUUACAGAAUAUUAAAGGAUCUAAUUAGGAUCGUUGCAACCGCAAUGCGUAGAGUCGGAAAAAUGCAUGUGAAACGCAGCCUUCGGAGAAGGAGCACUGGAGCCUGCGAAAUUUAUUAAGUCUCAGUCAAGUAGUUACUCCUAUUGAACUUUCAGUCGAGGGAUACAAUCCCAGUCUAGUACAAUCCCAAUUAAUUCCUACAUGAGAAAAAAGUAUUUUAACAGCGACAUUUAGAUAGACCUAGUGAACGAUGAAAAUACAAUGUUCAAACAAUUAGCACUUUUAAUUCCGCCGCUGUGAUCGAAACCUAGUCAGCUAGAACAGUAAGAUUAGCAUAUACUAAAGUUUCCACUUAUAGUCCGGGUUAUCCAAAAUAUGCGCAUUCUCUGCUGGAUUGAAGCACCCGUUCACGUAUUUCGCCUUUUC